Molecule: messenger RNA, 1029 nt
Organism: Oncorhynchus keta (chum salmon)
Lineage: Eukaryota; Metazoa; Chordata; Actinopteri; Salmoniformes; Salmonidae
Exons: 3
Coding region: 1-912 (303 amino acids)
Source: RefSeq, a predicted model, not a curated record
AUGAAAGAGAGGAGAUCAAUCCCUUUUUAUUGUGCCUUUGUUUACCCACUCAUUAUCACUAAUGAAAGCUUAGCUUGUCCUCACCUACUGGGGCUAGUCAUGUCCCUCAUACCACCAUACCUCUCUCGCUCUCUCUCUCCUUCCAUCCAAAACACAUUGCUAUCACUCUCUGUCUCUCUCACUCUCUCUGUCUGUCUCUCUCUUUCUCCUUCCAUCCAAAACACAUUGCUCUCACUCUGUCUGUCUCUCUCACUCUAUCCAUCCAAAACACAUCACUCUCUGUCUCUCUCACUCUCUCUGUCUGUCUCUCUCUCUUUCUCCGUCCAUCCAAAACACAUCACUCUCUGUCUGUCUCUCUCACUCUAUCCAUCCAAAACACAUCACUCUCUGUCUCUCUCACUCUCUCUGUCUGUCUCUCUCUCUUUCUCCGUCCAUCCAAAACACAUCACUCUCUGUCUGUCUCUCUCACUCUAUCCAUCCAAAACACAUCACUCUCUGUCUCUCUCACUCUCUCUGUCUGUCUCUCUCUUUCUCCUUCCAUCCAAAACACAUUGCUCUCACUCUGUCUGUCUCUCUCACUCUAUCCAUCCAAAACACAUCACUCUCUGUCUCUCUCACUCUCUCUGUCUGUCUCUCUCUCUUUCUCCGUCCAUCCAAAACACAUCACUCUCUGUCUGUCUCUCUCACUCUAUCCAUCCAAAACACAUUGCUCUCUCUUUCUCUCUCACUCUCUCUGUCUGUCUCUCUCUUUCUCCUUCCAUCCAAAACACAUUGCUCUCACUCUGUCUGUCUCUCUCACUCUAUCCAUCCAAAACACAUCACUCUCUGUCUCUCUCUGUCUCUCUCACUCUCUCUCUCUGUCUCUCUCACUCUCCAUCCAUCCAAAACACAGCAUUUAGCCUUUCAUCAUGACUGGUUAUAUUUUCUGGUUUUAUGUUUGUGAUGAAAAAGAAAGAUUAAAACAUUAUUUUAUAGUUUUUUUGUUGUUGUUGCACAAAGCACUUAAAUAAAUGACACUAGCUGAUUGCU